UGCUGUUUCUCCUUCUGCCCCGGGCUGCAGUCUUCCAGACUGGCAUGGUGGGUUACCCCGAAGCCUUGACAGACCCUUCCUACAAAUCCCAGAUCCUGGUGCUGACCUACCCUCUGAUUGGGAACUAUGGUGUCCCGCGGGAUGAGCCUGACCUGUACGGCCUCAGCAGGUGGUUCGAGUCCAGCAAGAUCCACGUGUCGGCGCUGAUCGUGGGCGAGUGCUCGCAGAUCCCCAGCCACUGGAGUGCCGUGCGCUCGCUGGACCAGUGGCUGAAGGAGCAGAACAUUCCCGGGCUGGAAGGGGUGGACACCAGGGCCCUGACAAAGCGGAUCCGGGAGAAGGGGACGCUGCUGGGCAGGCUGGUGCCGGACGGGGCCCAAGAGAGGAACUUGCCCUUCGAGGACCCCAACAAGCGGCACCUGGUGCAGGAGGUGUCUGUGAAGGAGCCCAGAGUGUUCAACCCCGGCGGCUCGGUCAGGAUCACGGCUGUGGAUUGUGGCCUGAAGUACAACCAGAUCCGGUGCCUGUGCCAGCGGGGGGCGGCUGUGACCGUGGUGCCCUGGGACCACCCCCUGGACAGCGCAGAGUUUGACGGGCUGUUCAUCAGCAAUGGGCCCGGGGACCCGCUUUCGUGCUCGAAGACCAUCGCCAACCUGCGCCGGCUGCUGGCCGAGCCCCAGCCCAAGCCCGUCUUCGGGAUCUGCCUGGGGCACCAGCUGCUCGCACUGGCCAUCGGCGCCCAGACCUACAAGAUGAAGUACGGGAACCGAGGCCACAACCAGCCCUGCAUCCACGAGGACUCCCAGCGCUGCUUCAUCACCUCGCAGAACCACGGCUUCGCGGUGGAGCCGGGCAGCCUGCCCCCGGGCUGGGCCGUGCUCUUCACCAACGCCAACGACCACUCCAACGAGGGCCUGGUGCACCACACCCAGCCCUUCUUCAGCGUUCAGUUUCACCCAGAGCACCGGGCCGGCCCCACAGACCUCGUGGGCCUCUUUGACAUCUUCCUGGACACUGUGCGGGACCUGAGCGCCGGCAGCCAGAACUGCAGAACAGUGCGUGAGAGGCUGCGGGAGGGGCUGGCCUACAAGGAGCCCCCGGCAGAUGGGGACGUAGCCCGGCCUCGCAAAGUGCUUAUCCUGGGCUCCGGGGGCCUCUCCAUAGGGCAGGCCGGGGAGUUCGACUACUCCGGCUCACAGGCCAUCAAGGCGCUGAAGGAGGAGAACAUCCAGACGGUGCUGAUCAACCCCAACAUCGCCACGGUGCAGACCUCCAAGGGGCUGGCUGACAAGGUGUACUUCCUGCCCCUCACAGUGGAGUAUGUCACGCAG
Messenger RNA from Terrapene triunguis (Three-toed box turtle), 1331 nucleotides. Its product is annotated as CAD protein-like. The record is from RefSeq and is a predicted model, not a curated record. NCBI's taxonomy places the organism in Eukaryota, Metazoa, Chordata, Testudines, Emydidae. Gene Ontology annotation, molecular function: carbamoyl-phosphate synthase (glutamine-hydrolyzing) activity. Gene Ontology annotation, biological process: 'de novo' pyrimidine nucleobase biosynthetic process; L-arginine biosynthetic process; L-glutamine metabolic process. The annotation marks the transcript as partial. Gene Ontology annotation, cellular component: cytoplasm; carbamoyl-phosphate synthase complex. The transcript is spliced from 9 exons.